AUGGACUACUCAUCGCCGCUGUCCUCGCCGCCGGCAUCCAGUAUCAUCUGCGGCUACGAGAGCGACAGAGACGCCGUUGAAGACGCCAAUCGUGAACACAAGAUUGACCGCCCUCCCCCUAUUGAUCCCGACGAAGCGUCGUCUGAGGUAGAUUUCGUCUUGACAUCACCACGAGCGGAUGCGUCUCCAGGGGCCGAGAUCGUCGUGCAGGUCGACGGAGAACACGAUGGGCCAAUUGGUGAACCUGUUCAUGAUUCGAUCGAUGUGGCUGCCAACGAGCCAGACGACGCGACCAUUGCUACAGAAGAGAUCCACUCGUCACCGCCGUACACGGCCAACGCGUUUGCUGUCGUAAAGGCACUAUCUCCAGUGCCGAAAGCGAAGCGGGUGCAGGAGAGGGGAAGCAAACAGAGACACGGGAAGGCAGAGCCAGACGACCAAGAAGAGACGGAGGAAGCUCCCGUCCAGCGAAGCCGGGCAAGGUCAAAGAGCGAGGCCAAGACGCCCGCCAGGACGCCGAGAAAGGCGGCGAGCAAGCAGUCCACAGUUGUGGCUGAAGAGAACAGCACCAAGACGGGGGACCAAGACACGCAACAGCCUGCAGCUACCGAACCAGACGUGCCCGCGGUCACGACAACACGUUCGGGCCGGCGUGUCGUCCAAAAGCACUAUGGCGACGAGCCGUCGCCGCCGUCGGCCAAGGUGACGACCAGGACACGGACACUUGCCAAAGCCAAAGACGAGACGGCCAAGACCGGCAAGGCCUCCCCCUCGACAUCGGCCUCCACCGCUGUGAUGCGUCGCCGCAAACAGGCAGCUGCUCGUUGGCAGACAGACUUUGUGCUCGCCAACACGCGCUCGCCACUCACCCAGUUUGAUUUGCGGACACUGCUGUGCCAGCCAGCGGCAUGGGACGCGCUCGACGCGGACGAGAAGCGGGGGGUGCUGGCGCGUCUUCCGCCGGGCGCCGUUGUUCUGGAUCGAGACACACCGGAGCUGGCCCGCCCCGACGUGGCCGCUCUGAAAAACGACAACAAUUUCCGGCACGACUGUGCGCGGUACCGGUCGGACCUGGCGGCCGGGUUCUACGACAAGCAGUGGCUGGAGGAGGCGUUUGAGGCACACGCGAUGCGGUCCACGGGAUUGUUUGAUGCGUAUGUGCUCGACGCGUUUGAGAGCAGCUGGGGUGUCACGGUGCCGGACGAGCUGAGGCCGGAGGCGCACAGGGCAAAGAAGGUGGACGAGAGCGCAAAUGUCGUGCCCAGCACGUCGCUCAAACGAAGCCGGCGGGCGCCGGCACAGCCAGUCAAAACCGAAACGACUGCUGAGACAAACACGUCCAACAAUAGUCCAAACCGGCAGAAGCAGCCUAGCGUGGACACGCCAAUGGACAGUGUGGAAGAUGCCUCUGCUGUGCCCGCCAAACGCAAGGUUUCCGUCGACAUCGACAGCGCUGAUGCCACCGAAGCCGUCGACGUUCCCAUGCGGAGCCGGAAACGGAUGACGCCGAGCAUGGGCACUGGAGUCGCGGCUGCGUCGCAGGGCCCGAAGGAUGACGAUCCAGUGGAGGAUAGCAUCGAAGUGGGUGAAUGA
This is a messenger RNA of Sporothrix brasiliensis 5110, 1593 nucleotides long. RefSeq lists its product as uncharacterized. The record is from RefSeq and is a predicted model, not a curated record. The transcript has a single exon. NCBI's taxonomy places the organism in Eukaryota, Fungi, Ascomycota, Sordariomycetes, Ophiostomatales, Ophiostomataceae. Bases 1 to 1593 code for a protein of 530 amino acids.